Dryobates pubescens (Downy woodpecker) is the source of this 1680-nucleotide messenger RNA. RefSeq names its product sorting nexin family member 21 (gene SNX21). Gene Ontology annotation, biological process: protein transport. Gene Ontology annotation, cellular component: early endosome membrane. The transcript is spliced from 3 exons. The record is from RefSeq and is a predicted model, not a curated record. Gene Ontology annotation, molecular function: protein binding; phosphatidylinositol phosphate binding. Lineage: Eukaryota; Metazoa; Chordata; Aves; Piciformes; Picidae.
AAAGCGGGUACCGGGGCUGCACCGGAACCGGCUGUCCCGGCCCCGCCGUGGUGAGCAGCCCCCGGCCCCUGUCCGUCCCCCCGCGGCGGGGUGCCCGGUGCUGAGCGCGGCGGGACCGGCAGGAUGGCUGCGCGCAUCCUGCACCGGUUGCGGCACGCGCUGUCCGGGGAAGGCUCCCGGGAGCAGCGGGCACACGGCAGCUGCGAGGCCGAGGACUUCCCGGAGAGCUCGGAGCUGGAGGACGACACGGAGGGGCUGUCGACGCGCCUCAGCGGCACCCUGAGCUUCACCAGCCAGGAGGAGGAGGAAGAGGAGGAGGAAGAAGAGGAGGAGGAGGGUGCCGGAGAGGAGCUGGUGGAGCCGCCGCAGCCGACCGAGGCGGCAGCGGGUGCAGAGGACGGAGGCAGGUGCCGGGACGCCGGGGUGUGGGUCUUGCCCACGGGCUGACUCCCGUGUCCCGGUGCAGAGUGGGGCCCCGCAGCGCAGCGUCCCGGCGGCAGCCUUCUGACACGGCAGCUGCAGGAGCUCUGGAGGAGGUCCCGGGGCAGCCUGGCACCGCAGAGGCUUCUCUUUGAGGUCACCAGUGCCAGCGUGGUCAGCGAGCGCUCCUCCAAGUACGUGCUCUACACCAUCUACCUGAUCCGCUCCGGCCAGUUCGACAAGGCCCCCGCUGCCAUCGCCCGGCGCUACUCGGACUUCGAGCGGCUGAACCGCCGCCUGCGCUGCCGCUUCGGCUGCGACAUGGCCGACGUCGCCUUCCCCAGGAAGAGGCUGCGCCGCAACUUCACCGCCGAGACCAUCGCCAAGCGCAGCCGAGCCUUCGAGCAGUUCCUGUCCCACCUGCACUCCAUCGCCGAGAUCCGCCGCUCCCCCGAGUUCCUCGAGUUCUUCUUCCUGCAGGACCUGCGUGCCGCGCAGCGCCUGACCUGUACCGGCAUGUACCGCGAGGCCCUGGCCACCUGGGCCAACGCCUACCGGCUGCAGGACCGGCUGGGGGUCUGCGGCUCCGGCCGGUUCCUCCUGACGCUGGCCGGGCUGGCCGUGUGCCACCAGGAGCUGGACCAGCUUGGGGAGGCGCACAGCUGCUGCGAGCAGGCGCUGCAGCUGCUGGAGGCCCAGGGCAGCCACCCGCUGCUGGGGCCCUUUCUACAGGCCCACAUCCACCUUGCCUGGAAGGUGGGCAAGGACAAGCGGCGCUCGGAGGCACGGCUGCAGGACCUGCGGGAGGCUGGACCCCCGCUGCAGCAGCAGCCCACCCUGAAGGAGUGCCUGAUCAAGGAGCCACUGGACUGAGCAUCCCACCACCACACCAGUGCUCGUGGUGGUGUGAAGGCAGGGGCCACACCAGGGUCAUGCCCAGGGAGCUGCAAGGGUGAUGCCGUGGGAGGGGAUGGGGCACCAGAGCCCCUGCUCUGGGAGCUGAUGUGAAAAUGCACUUUCUCUGUGGUUAGUCCGUGCCACAGGGCCAGGCGCUCACGAGGGCUCACCUGGCACUGCCAGGAGCCAGCUGAGCCUCUGCAGGGUGCUUCUGGAGCAGACAGGACUUGAGCUGGGAUAUACUGGCAUUGUGUGAGGGAACGGGAAGGCUUCUGACAGGGGCUGGUGCUCUUGCCAGGAACUUCCCAUAAAACUUACAUAAUAAAAGGACUUUAUUCAAUAAAGUCUUGGUGGGAAGAAGGC